Messenger RNA from Cetraspora pellucida, 1232 nucleotides. Lineage: Eukaryota; Fungi; Glomeromycota; Glomeromycetes; Diversisporales; Gigasporaceae. The record is from the annotation of a GenBank genome assembly.
GUGAAUUGGAGCCAUUAAGCAUAACAGGAUGUUCAGAAUUAAAACAUAUUUCAAUAGAUUAUAUAUUUGUUAAAGAAGCUGCACAGAAUCAAAAUACUGAUAUUAUAUUCGUGCCUUUUCAUAAACUCACCGGUAAUUCUAUGGAAAUGCUUGUAUCGACAUCCCCUGAUCUAAAGCCACCUUUAGAAUCGGUGGCCAUUCCCCUGACAGUGGCAAUGAGGAUUUUCACAAAAAAGCUUGAGAAUCGAUGUACUGAAAUUAAACAUAAAGAACUUCCUUCCAAUUUGGUUACUAACGCGAAAUCAGCUUGUGACAGAUACAAUUUUCUAGUUCAUAACGACAUUAAAGAUAGUCAAGGAAUUUGUGGGAUUGUUGGUCAUUGGAUCAUUGGCAGUGAUAAAGAAUGGAGAAAUGAAUUAGACGAAAUACGACAAAAAGAACUUGAAGAAUAUACCUUAAAAAUCCCUCAAAACAAACAAGCAAGGAAAAAACAAAAUAAAUGGAUACAAGGACCGUUAGAAAGUAGGGUUGAAAGACCCAUGUACGCCAAGAGGAAAAGUGAACAGGAAGUGGAACCUGUGGAAACCGAGGAGCAACAAAAAAAACAAGAUACCAAAAUUUCAUGGGCUGAUGAUGCUGAGAUAGUGUUUGGAGAUGUUGAACCACAGCAAACUAUCGAUAGCUUGAAUAUUGGAAAUGUUGAAUCAAAAGAAAGCAUUAGAAUUAACAAAAGAGUGGAUGAAAUGAAUGACGAACAGGAUAAUCGAGCACUCGGCGCAAAACUUCAAAAAACGGGCGACAAUGACGAAGGAAAUACGCAAGCACGUGACUUAGAAUUUGCAAAGAUGAAUGAUGACGAUAACGAAGAAGAUAUUCUAACGCCCGACAUAGAGACGAGUGACAAAGAUGUUCAAAUACCUUCUGAAGGAAAAAAUCAUUCACAGGAUGAUGCAAAUGCUUCAACAAUUUCUGAAUAUUUACUUAAAUAUGUCAAAGUUAUUUAUAAUGCACUCCUAGCCGAGCUUGAAUCGCGACAAUUAUUAUACGAAAUAGAUCAAAAACCACGCGUGUCCGAAUUUCCAACAGGACGAGAAAAGAAACGUGGUCAAAAAAAGAGAAAGUAUGAAAAUAAAUUGUUGAGACAUUCCGUUUUGAUAAAAAGCGAAGGAUUGGCGAUUCGAAGAAAUAAUGUAAAGAGGCUACGUAAGGUUGUCAUUGCCUGGGGAGCGGUU